AUUAAUUAUUCGUUUACAAAGAUUCGCAAAAUCACUAUUUCACCAAUGUACAUAUUUAGUGCGAAUAUUUAUUAAAACCACAAAGUUAGAAAUUAUUUUAAAUUUUCCCACAAUAUUAUAAUGCGGUAUGCUCAAGUAUUUUAUAUAUCCAUAUACCUUUUGGCUGUAAGUUUUAAAGAUGUCCUAUGCAUCGUUGACCCGGUGUCUUUAUCCAUUGGAGCUGGCGUUGGCCUUGGUGCACUAUAUGGGUUUAACUUUAUGAAAGAUCAAACCUAUUGCCGGGUAACAGAGUGUUGUAAUGAGCGCAGUAUACCGGGGAAUAUUGGUAAUCUAAGAGAUAUGCUACAGAAAAGAUUGUACGGCCAACACAUUGUUAAGCAGCAAUUGAUAUCAGCGUUAGAAGCUCAUUUCAAUCCGAGAAUUUCCUCACGAAAACCACUGGUAAUGAGUUUCCAUGGCACACCAGGAACUGGUAAAAAUUUUGUUGCUGAAAUGAUUGCAGAGGCCUUGUAUGAAAAGGGAACAAAAAGUCGUUUUGUACAUAAAUAUAUGGGAAGAUUAGAUUUUUCAGUGGAAAAAAAUGUGCACAUCUAUAAUCAACGCAUUUAUCGAGACGUGGUGGAGGGCAUAACAGAAUGUCCACGUUCACUGUUUAUUUUUGAUGAAGUGGACAAAAUGCCUCCCGGAGUUUUUGAGUCGCUAGCAUCCUUGGUGGAUUAUAAUGCGCUUCCAAACAAAUUAGAUGGCUCUAAAGCUAUAUUUAUUUUUCUUUCCAACUUAGCUGGUGUGCAAAUAUCAGAUCAACUAGCGAAAAUGUUAAAGAAUGGUGAACUACGCGAAAAUAUUAAGUUAAGCGCUUUCGAACAAAUACUAGAGAAAGCAUCAUACAACUUAGAUGGUGGCCUAAAAAAAGCCGGUUUGAUAGAGCAACAUGUAAUCGAUCAUUACAUUCCAUUUUUGCCACUUGAAAAGAAACAUGUCUAUCAGUGCACAUCUGCCGAAUUUAUGAAAUGGGAACGGUAUCCCCAUAAGCAAGUCAUAGAGGCUAUGCUUCAAGAAGUGAUUACGUAUGAUCGCGCACAUGGACUUUUCUCAACAUCAGGCUGUAAAACCAUAGAGAAAAAAGUAGCUACAGAAGUUUGGAUUGAAAAACAGUCGGUUUAAAUUUGAUUUAUGUAUUUUUUUUUAUUAAAAUAAUGGCAUAAACUGCAAA
This is a messenger RNA of Zeugodacus cucurbitae (melon fly), 1213 nucleotides long. It is a transcript of the gene Torsin, whose product is annotated as torsin-like protein. The coding region runs from base 121 to 1164 and encodes 347 amino acids. The transcript is spliced from 4 exons. Lineage: Eukaryota; Metazoa; Arthropoda; Insecta; Diptera; Tephritidae. Gene Ontology annotation, molecular function: ATP hydrolysis activity; ATP binding. The record is from RefSeq and is a predicted model, not a curated record. Gene Ontology annotation, biological process: cellular response to misfolded protein.